UAAAAAAUGGCAGACCAACUCAGAAAAAUAAAACAACGGACGUCAUUCCAAAAUUAGCUGUUGCUAUUCAUUUGUUGGAGCAUAUUUUUUUGCAAAUAAAUUCUGGAAGAAAUAAUACAACAUUUCCAGAAUCAAUCACCUUACAAACCAUGCAAAAAGCUUAUUAUUAUUCUCAAAUGUUGACCGAACAAAAAGAAUUUUUCAAUGGUUUUGUUUCAGACAUGGUUUGCGAAAAAAAAAUUAAAACCAUCAAGCCACCAACUUUGAAAGAUUACACCAUUGCACUGUUAAAUAUGCCAGGUCGAAUUGUCACCUACCGGUCGUAUAAACAAUGUGCAUCUAAAAGGUUGAGAUCAAUGAUAUCAAGUGACUACAAAAAAAUAUGUGAAGACUUAGUAAUGAUUAAUGCUGGGAAGUUGAAUUCAGUGAGAUUGAAUGGUCAGAGUGAAGAGUCAUAUAUUUUCGUUAAGUUGCCGUACGACGAAUUACCAGAGGAGGUCAAAUCAAAAAUGCAAAAAAAUACUUACCUAACGAAAUAUGAAAUGAAUUCCCCGAAAAGCAUCACGCAAAACAUUAUUGACGCGGUGCAAGACAUCUUUCAAUAAAAUAUUUUUUUUAUUUUCAUUUUCAUUUUAUUUUCAUUUUCAAAGUUAAGUAAUAAGGAUUAUCGUUGCGUUUGUAAGUAAUGAAAACCAAUCAAAUCCUUGCCUUUAAUAACAAAUUUAUAUUUUCUUUAGCAAUAGGGUUGUUACAGAGUGUCUUACACACGUAUUGUCAAUAAGUUUUUUUUCACAUAAUGUAAUAAAAUUAAAAAAUUUCAUUGGUUUAACCUUGGAGGAAAGAAUUAACUAAUACGCUAUAGCUAAAAUCAAAUAAUCUACAAAUAAAAACGCACUUCUAUUUUUCCUAAGAAACGGUUGUUAAAGUGAUGCCAUAAAAGAAUUUGUUUACUUUUAAAAUUUUUAUUAUGUUUGUGCAUCUUUACUUUGUUAAUUUUUAUUAGAUUUAUUCUCAAUGAUUGCCUAUCAGAGUUGAAUGUUAUUUAGAAAGGUUACAAAUAAUGACUUAAUACAUGACCUACAUUUUCAAGAAA
This is a messenger RNA of Hydractinia symbiolongicarpus, 1093 nucleotides long. RefSeq lists its product as uncharacterized. The transcript has 2 exons. The record is from RefSeq and is a predicted model, not a curated record. Lineage: Eukaryota; Metazoa; Cnidaria; Hydrozoa; Anthoathecata; Hydractiniidae. Bases 150 to 605 code for a protein of 151 amino acids.